AUGGACCUUGUUCGGAAGGAGCAUGAACGGCUCGCUAAGAGGCUUAAGGCUUCUCAGAAUAUUAAAAAUGUGCAAGACACGAUCGAUCUACUUCAAGCAGCGCGGGACUCGAUCGCCUCUGAUCCAGAUCAAGCAUCCAUAACCCUAGCAAAGCUCCAGACUUCCGUCAAGUCAUCAUUCGACUCGAUCAAUGACAGCCUCAAGGAACACCACAGCGGUCUGAACAAGUACAGCAAAGCACUAGAUAAGCUCUUCAAAGACAAACCACUUCCGAGUACCGAGCACGAUGCUUUAUCGUCUCAAGAGCAUCUCAUCAACCGCGCAAUUGCGAUGCACCUGUUACGAGAGGGACAGUUCUCUGUAGCCGCAGCAUUCCUUUCCGAAAUAGCCGAAACGAAAGCUUCGAGGCAAGAGAACGAUAUGGAUACGGAUGGCCCAGACGACGCCACGACUCUUCUCGAUAUCGACGAAGUUCCUUCGAGCGAAGUGCGGAAACAAUUCGCCACGAUGUAUUACAUACUACAUGAGAUGAAGGAGAACAACAACUUGCUUCCGGCUAUUCAGUGGUCAAGGGACAACAAAGAAGCUCUGGAGGCAAGAGGCAGUAAUCUUGAAUUCGAACUGUGCCGGUUACAGUUCGUCUGGCUCUUUCAUGGCGGACAAGGCCCUGUUGUCGCGGGUCCACAAGCUGCAUUGGAGUACGCCAGGCGUGAAUUCCAUCUUUUUCUCCCCAGGUACUUGGUGGAGAUUCAGCAGCUGAUGGGGGCGAUGGCCUUUUCUCCAAACCUCCAAGAGUCGCCUUAUCGAACUAUUUUCGACAAUCCGUCGGCAUGGUCUGAUGUGGCGCAGUCUUUCACUCGGGAGUUCUGCUCACUGCUGGGUUUAUCUGCCGAUUCACCAUUAUACAUAGCAGCUACUGCUGGUGCGAUAGCGCUACCCACUUUGUUGAAAUUGCAGACAAUUAUGAAAGCAAAGAGGACAGAGUGGACCACACAAAACGAACUUCCGUACUCCAUCGCGACGGCUCGAAAGACGCCAAAGACCCGACAGCUCCCCAGACAAGAAGUAAGACCACCAUCCUUUCCAUCGCGCAAAUCGUCGCGCAGGCGGUUGAAUGCUAACGAACGACAACCUCCCGCCGCCAGCUCGUCGAGUACAUCGAUAGUCACCAUCUCCGUUGGCCCAGAACAGCGCCUCUUCGCCGCCCACGAGGACACCCUCUGCACAUCCCCUUUCUUCGCAGCCGCCUGCUGCCGGGCGCACUCGCCAGAAUUGCCUCACAAGCGCAUCACCCUGCCCGAUGAACAGCCCGAGAUCCUAUCGUGCAUUCUCGAAUACCUCUACAAGGGCGACUACACGCCCCGGGCCAUCUACAACAGGCACCGCGAUACGUGGGAGCUCGAGAACACCGGCUUCGACACAGACGGACAAACCACCAAUGCGACCAUUUUCCACCAGGCAACUGGUUCGGUGAUCCUGAGGGAUACAGCCGUUUACUGUGCAGCGCAAAAGUACGGUCUCGAGCCCCUGAAACGCCUUGCCUUACGGAAACAGGGUCUCCACUCCGGUAUCCAGUGCAGUACCAUCCUGACCAGUGCUCGCUACGCCUACGCCAACACCUCAGAUAACGAGUCCAAACUGCGCGCUCAUUAUCUGGCGCUGAUUAUCCGGAGCCGGUCGACGUUCAAGCGGAGCGGGACCAUGCAAAUGGAGAUGGAGAAGGGAGGAAAGUUAUUCUUCGAUUUGUUUGUCGCGAUGUGCAAUCAUAUGGAUGACCUCACAUCCACUGCUCAAUCUUCUCUUGCUUAG
Molecule: messenger RNA, 1809 nt
Organism: Aspergillus thermomutatus
Lineage: Eukaryota; Fungi; Ascomycota; Eurotiomycetes; Eurotiales; Aspergillaceae
Product: ubiquitin-protein ligase RMD5
Exons: 6
Coding region: 1-1809 (602 amino acids)
Molecular function (GO): protein binding
Source: RefSeq, a predicted model, not a curated record